Molecule: messenger RNA, 4806 nt
Organism: Asterias rubens (European starfish)
Lineage: Eukaryota; Metazoa; Echinodermata; Asteroidea; Forcipulatida; Asteriidae
Exons: 7
Coding region: 245-2023 (592 amino acids)
Source: RefSeq, a predicted model, not a curated record
CGCAGCAGAGGCAGAGUUUAGCACUAGCACUGCUACCAUUCGGACGAGACUCUGAAAGCAAAAGUUGUUCAUAAUAUGAUGUUUUUCUAGUCCAGCGAGAAGACUACAAACACACUUUGGUAAAUCCACAAGAACUUGAAUCGAGGAACUGGAAUCAUAAACGUACGAUUUUUUCACCCUGUGCCUGGAACAUUAUGUAGUGGCAGGUCGUUGAAAAAAACAGAGGCGAGAUCUUGUUUACAAAAUGAGGGCUGCCCGUGUUGUCAUUCUGCUGCUGGCGUGUGGAGUUGGAUGUUUUGCCGUAGUAUCGGCUAACACUAACAGGCGACCACCAAGCGUAUUGGGGGAGGGUCAGCUAGAUGCGGAGUUGUUGUGCUUGAACCUCAUGAACUGUACUAAUUGGUGCAGAAACUGCGGACACAGACAGCUAACAGAACUCCAACAAGAUUUGGAUGAUUGUAAAUUCUUCCGCGAUUCCACUGAUUACAGAUAUGCCACUAAUUGUCCGCCUGGGGUGGGUAAAGGUCUAACCAAGGUGUGUAUGUGUAAAGAAUCAAAUGGUGCAUGCUGGAGCUGCAAUCCUUCCAACACCACUAGCGAGUUAUUGUGCCUCUCUCAAGAACGAGGAGAGCCUGAAAUACAGAUCAGUCUGCCAAAUUCAAGACAGUUACAACCCUUGUCGCUGACAUGUCCAAGUUGCUUGUGCUCAACCAAUGCCCCAACAACUCGGCCAACCACACCACGUAUGUUGAUGCCCACCGUUUACCAUAACGAUGACAAGGUUGACCCAAGGCCGACGCAAAAAAGUAUGACAACAGUCGCAGGCAGAGGACAACCCAACGAGGUUAUCAUCAUAGCAGUGGCUACAGGAGGGGGAGUGCUUGCCAUUGUGUUAUUUAUCGGCUGUCUCGUGUGCUACUGCAGAAGACGCAGCAACAAAGCACCCAAAACGGUUGUCAAUGAUAUGGAGGAGUAUGCCGAUAUUGAUGAUAUAAGAACAAUGAGGAGCCAGGCUUCCAUGAUGAGUCGGCAGAAUUUGAUUUCAAACGAAGGGUUGAACCACCUACCUUGCGGACACAGGCAUUUCAACAACGAGAUGUACGGGAUGAAUGCCAUUGGCAAUGGCCAUAGCAUAUCGACACAGCAACAAGCACCAGAGCUGCCUGGCAAUCAUCCCCCUCCAUCCGUCCCACCCCCAGUGCCAUCACAGUAUCAAGGGCUGAACCGUGGUCCUUUGAGGUCUCAGAGUGCUAUGGGGAACGGAGCCUGCCCACACUGCCAUCAAAAGAGUGUCGCUGAUAGGAGUGCCACUGCACCACUCAUGGAUCGCCCGACAGGGCUCGACAUUUCUGGCAGCGUGGAGGGUGCACGGAACCCGUACAUGGCAUUGAUCAAGACCAACACGUGCCCAACGCCUGGGACGCCACCUGCACCUACCGUGUGCGAUUGCCACUCCAAGCCGCUCAGUGAGUGUAGCAGUGUCUCUGGGAGUCUCCACUCCGACCCGCAGCGUAAUUCGACACACGCGGGUGAUCUCCUCAAUGAAACAAUCCAAGAAGCUGACCCCGAAUGCCAGGGAGGAAACGAAGAUGCACCGGAAGAAGACCCGUACUAUUUCAAGAUGCAGACAGCUGCGAAAGAGCCAGAGCCAGAGGAGGUUUCACCACCACAAAGUCCACGAUACUUCAAGUUAGAGGAUGCAGAAACCAUACCGUUAGAUGGUGAAAAUACACCGAUGCUUUAUGCACCUGAUAGCAAUGGGAAUAGUGUGCGUACAAAGACAUUACCUGCAAACUCUGUAGACUCUUCUAUAGAGCCGAGCAGUAGGACUGAAAGCUUACCCCUGGCAUCGUUGGCGGACACCCAGCCCAGAUCACCAACUGCUGGUGAUAGCCCAGUACAAUCUCCUGUAAGCCCAGAUCUUGCCAUGCAGCAGAACGGGAUGUCCAGAUCCGUGGAAGGGCUCCCCAAUGGAGAUUACAUGCAUCUAGUGAAAGGAUCAUCAAAGGUCACCAGUGUUUAAAGAGUCUCAAUUAAUGAAAAAACAGGGAAAUGUAAAUAAUUAUUCCAGUGAAAUAUUUUAGAAAGGUUUGGUGUGAAGAUGACCCACUAAGAUCGUAGGCAUUUGAAAAGAAAUGCACCAAGAAAGGCAGAGGAUCUGAAAGUUUAUUAGAGGAUACUUGAGUAGCUUUUUCACAUACAAGAACUUCAGUUCACAUUCUCUGUAUAACUCGCCUGGCCUCGAUUUUACAAAACAGUUAGAUUUAUCUUAAGAUGGGUUAACAGUGACUCUACACUGAAACUUCUCAACUCCCAAAUAGGCCAACAAUGACUAGUGUUUAGACCAUUAAGUCCUCACUCCGUGGUAGUGAAGUUAAUGACGAGAAGUCCCGCUUGUGUCAAUUUGUCUUUGUUCAACCCAAAUUACUAAAGAUUCUGAAAAAGUAAAUAUGCUUUGUUUCUCAGUAUAAAGAAGAAAUAAUAUGUUGUCUGGAUGUGUACAAGUGCAUUACAGCAAGGAAGGUAGUUGUUUCACUUAAAGACUAACUAAUUAAAUUCACUAAUUAAAACUGUGUGAGCUUUCGUAGCAACAGCUACUUCAUUGUUGCUGCAAAAGCUCAUGCAGUGUUUUUUUUAUGUAAUUAGUCAGUUAAGUGCUACCACUACCUAACUGUUUGAUCUACAUGACUAUCACAGCCUUUUUUUUAGUAAUUAAAUUGAAUUAUGUGGCUCAAGUUACAAGUACAUUCAACAAGUACAUUUUAUUGUGGCGAAGUAUUCGCUGCAAAAGUGAAAAAGUUUUCUUCUUUUAAAUAAAAUGUGGAUACAUGUAUGCAGUUAAAAAGUACUACACACACAAAUGGUUCGUCAUGUUUUUUUUCACCUAAGCAAUGAUGAGCUUGAAGUGCACUUUUUGGUCUCCAAGUAAACCCCUUUAAUUUUCUGGUUUUUUCAAGAAGAUUUUCUUGGUUGAAAUUAAUUCUGUAAAUCUGAUAAUGAAAAGGAUACCUGCAUUGGUUCGUCUGCUGAAGAGUGGAACAUUUGGUUCGCUUUUGAUUUAUCACUAAAUUUUUAUUCUUAUCAAGUUUUCAAUGAACUUUGGAUCAGACUAUUUAUCUUGAAUGUAAAUUCAGCAUAUUUUUAAUUUGUGUGUGUAUAGUUUGCUUUUCACAUGUAAUUAUGUACAUAUUUCUAUAAGUGUGGGGCAAUAUGGUGAAGCACAUUUUGUGUCUGAAAAGGAAUGUUAACAUUCAUUUUGAUAAAAUUUUAAACUUGAUUAAGAAUGGAAUUUCUACACCCAAGCUUGUACUCAAAGGUUAAAUAGGUCAAAGUGAAGUUAUAAACAAAUAACAAAUGUAUAAGUUAUCUUUACUGGUUUGAGAUAAUUGUUGUGCUGUUCUGCUGUUAAAAUGCAAUAGUUAAAUUAUAAUAGUUGUUACAAAACAAAAAAAAUCUGUUUCAUUACAUUUUCAAUUUCAACCGAUAUUACUACAUACUUAAGUAUGAUUAUUUGUAAUUUUAUUAACAAUUUUCAAAUUGUUCAGGUUCAUCAUGGAGGUACAGUGAUAUUUAAUAAUAAUAGUGGCAAUUUAUAAUGCGCCAUAUAUACGUUCACUCAGUCGAUUAUAAUAUUCUGUUAUUGGAGAUGGCUCAGAAUUUAGACUUCUCUUUAGGAAUGAUUUCCGAUCGUGCCAUCACUUUGUCACUAAUUCUUACCAAAAGGAAUAUUUUGUUUCAGGAAAUAAGAUAAUAAUUUAUUUCACUGCGAUUGAAGAAGUGGUGGCAGGAUACGGACCCCACUUUACUCUGUAGUUCUUAGUUAAACCUUACCUUAACCAGCCAAAAUGCAUGUCCCAAAUUCACACGGUCGGCACACUAAGGAUUCCGGGUGAAAUCCAAGACCAAAAGCAACAUCGUCAACCAUCAUGGCGCGCUUAUUUUGAAGCAGUUGUCCGAACGGUCGAGUUGUCCGAACGGUCGAGUUGUCUGAACGGCCGAGUUGUCCGAACGUUCUGAUUCCAUAGAACAUAUCGACCGACAGAAUGGUACCCACCGUUUCUGUCUUUGGACAAUUCAACCGAAACAGUAUAACUGGUUACGACCGCCGAAAACGUACCCGUGUAUUCAUCGUGGCAACCGUUUUCCCAAGUUGCAUUGCGGUACAUUUUUUAAGAUGGUGAUUGUGCACGUGGGACAGACGCGUGAAACGGGUAUUGAGCAAAAGAAAAGAAAAAAGGAAGCAAUAAUCAUGAAUAAGCACUAGUCAUAACUAUGACUUUACAUUUGCCUCUGCUAUCAAUCAUACAAAUUGUACCAAUGAAGUCAUGGUUUUUGACAUACACAAGUCAUUUUGUAAGUAGGCCUAAACUAAAUGUUAGUUAUGAGUUGUACCAAAAGUCGUAACUAUUACAUUUUAAAUAUUGCUGUUUUCAUUAUCAAUGUCCUUUUAACGCUUCCGUUAUAUGGGCUAUUUACUCAUUUUGGCACAGAGGCAAAGAACUUUCAUUUUGUUUGUAAAUUUUUAUUUAUAAAAAAAUGCAAUUUAAUUUUUACUGUAAAUAAUAUUGUAAAUAAUUACCCUAAAAAAUGUCAUGGGUAUUUGUCAUGUGUUUCCAAAUUGCAAAUGCUUUACUACUAAUCAUAAUUUUUAUUCAUGGCGUUUGCUGCCUGCUGAUUAGUAUUGUAGUCAUGUGACUUUGUAUUUCUCAGUGUUUCUUUCAUCCUAAAUAAUUUUAAUUGUUGUUCAAAACGUUACUGCAUGAAAUAAAACUAGUUAACCUUGAAAAGAAGUACUGUAAACGAGAA